Messenger RNA from Calliphora vicina (urban bluebottle blowfly), 764 nucleotides. It is a transcript of the gene cni, whose product is annotated as protein cornichon. The record is from RefSeq and is a predicted model, not a curated record. Gene Ontology annotation, biological process: endoplasmic reticulum to Golgi vesicle-mediated transport. Gene Ontology annotation, cellular component: COPII-coated ER to Golgi transport vesicle; endoplasmic reticulum membrane. The transcript has 5 exons. The coding region runs from base 225 to 659 and encodes 144 amino acids. Lineage: Eukaryota; Metazoa; Arthropoda; Insecta; Diptera; Calliphoridae.
CUGGCAACACAUUCUGUAUUUAGCAACUCUGUUUUACAAUGAACUCAUAAAUGAAAUUACUCAACUGUCAUGACGACAGGAGACACCUCGAACCAAAAAAAAGGGAAAAUUUUAACAAAAUUGUGAUUUUCCUAAACGAUUCAUAAAGUGUAAAUAUUAAUUUUCAAGUUCUAUAUACCCGCCUUUUGGAGAUUUUGUAAGCAAACUCAGUCAAACACAACACCAUGGCUUUCAAUUUUACGGCAUUUACCUAUAUAAUUGCCCUGAUAGGUGAUGCAUUUUUAAUAUUCUUCGCAAUAUUUCAUGUUAUUGCUUUCGAUGAAUUAAAAACAGACUAUAAAAACCCUAUAGAUCAAUGUAACAGUUUAAAUCCUCUGGUAUUGCCGGAGUAUUUGCUGCAUAUCUUCUUGAAUUUAUUAUUUUUAGUAUGUGGUGAAUGGUUUUCAUUAUGCAUCAAUAUACCCUUGAUUGCUUAUCAUAUAUGGCGUUACAAGAAUCGUCCCGUUAUGUCAGGGCCUGGUCUAUAUGAUCCCACAACCGUAUUAUCAUCCGAUAAUUUAACCAAAAAUAUGCGUGAGGGCUGGAUUAAAUUGGCAAUCUAUUUAAUAUCAUUCUUCUACUACAUCUAUGGCAUGGUCUACUCUCUAAUCUCAACGUAGAUGUUAUAAUGAAAGUUUAUUUAACGCUCGUCGUCCAAACCAAUUAUAAAUAAAAUGAAACAAUUAUUAGUGUGUCGUACAAUUGUUAUCUACGUAUUAGAAAAA